CUUCGUGUGAUUAUCAACCAUGAAUAUUGCUACGAACCGUCAGCAAUCAAAGUGGUCUGUGGGCCUUUGUGGGAGCGGAGAAGGGAGUACUUGUUGCAUUGCAUGCAUUCUCCCGUGUGUCACUUUCGGACAGAUAGCAGAAGUGGUAGAUGAAGGGCGGAGUUCUUGCAUCGGACAAGGUAUUGUGUAUGGGUUCUUGAUGUUGUUUCAAUGUCACUGGCUGUACGGAUGCGUGUAUAGAGAGAAACUGAGGGAAAAAUACGGUUUACCACCUGAGCCUUGUAAUGACUGUUGCGUUCAUUGCUGCUGCGGACCUUGUGCCUUGUGUCAAGAGCAUGACGAGCUCACUGCCAGGGGCUUGGACCCUUCUAAAGGUUGGAUUGGUCCUCCGAACGCUCCUCCUCAAAUGCCUCCUUCCAUGCAUAGAUAAGACCUUAUCGUUACAUCUGAUCCAGUUCGCAGGCUUGGCCCACUCUAAG
Magnolia sinica is the source of this 479-nucleotide messenger RNA. RefSeq names its product cell number regulator 7-like. The record is from RefSeq and is a predicted model, not a curated record. NCBI's taxonomy places the organism in Eukaryota, Viridiplantae, Streptophyta, Magnoliopsida, Magnoliales, Magnoliaceae. The transcript is spliced from 4 exons. Bases 20 to 430 code for a protein of 136 amino acids.